This is a messenger RNA of Gigantopelta aegis, 4379 nucleotides long. RefSeq names its product proteasome activator complex subunit 3-like. Gene Ontology annotation, molecular function: endopeptidase activator activity. Gene Ontology annotation, biological process: regulation of proteasomal protein catabolic process; positive regulation of endopeptidase activity; regulation of G1/S transition of mitotic cell cycle. Bases 116 to 868 code for a protein of 250 amino acids. The transcript has 10 exons. The record is from RefSeq and is a predicted model, not a curated record. Gene Ontology annotation, cellular component: cytoplasm; proteasome activator complex; nucleoplasm. NCBI's taxonomy places the organism in Eukaryota, Metazoa, Mollusca, Gastropoda, Neomphalida, Peltospiridae.
UAAAGAACUUCCGUUAACUUACUUGUGCAGUAGAUUUGUCGCACGUUUUUUGUUCUUCUCGUUUUAACAUACGAUAUUUUUAAAGUUGUUUUAUUUCUAAAUAUAUUUGGAAAAUAUGCCUAAAGUUAAAGUUUGUGUCCAAGAAUCUGAUGAUACAAAAAAGGUUGCUGAAUUUAUUGAGAAAUGCAAGCGAGAUGCUGAAGGGCUUGUGAGAGAAGUGUUCCCUAAGAAGAUAUUGGAACUUGAAGCCAUUCACAAGGAGUUGGCAGAAAAAGAUUUUUGCAAAUUGACUUGCGACUUAAAUAUUCCGAUUCCUGAACCAAUCAAAGAUGAAGAGCCUGAUAAAAAGAAGAGGAAAGUAGAACAUUCGGCUGUCAAUGGAGAAUAUGUGAAGGGUACGGCCGUGAUAGUGUUUCCAAAUGGGUUGUCACCAUGCAACCGAUCUUUACGGAAACUCUGCGACAAGAUGAAGCCCUUGAUAAGAGGUCUUAUAGAACAUUCCAACAAGAUUAAGAUGUGGAUAAGCUUUUUAAUACCCAAAAUAGAAGAUGGCAACAACUUUGGUGUGUCUAUACAGGAGGAUACCAUGGCAGAAGCGAGGCAAGUGGAGAGUGAGGCUGCCACAUAUCUCGACCAAAUUUCACGAUACUACAUCACAAGAGCGAAAAUAGUUUCCCGCGUUGCCAAAUAUCCACACGUGGAGGACUAUCGGCAAGCAGUUAAGGAGUUGGAUGAAAAGGAGUUUGUUUGUUUGAGGCUGACAUGCUGUGAGCUUCGCAACCAUUAUGCUAGCCUUCAUGAUAUUAUACACAAAAACAUGGACAAGAUAAAGAAACCACGGAACGCUAACAGUGAGAACUUGUAUUGACACCUGUGAAGGGCGACAUCAAAGUGAUUGACUGCAUGAUAACACGAAUAACAAGAAGCAGGAGAAAUAUAUUUACUGUCACAUCUAACUGUAAUAAGUGGUUAACAGGCUUUCAAGUAUGCCUGUAACUCUUUAUAUGGAAAGAGGUCCUCAUUUUUAAAACUUUCUUAUUUCAGCAAAAAAACAAAGGCAAGACAUACAACAACUGUUAUAGGAAAUAGAAAAUUUAAAAAAAACGGACUUAAGGGAAAGCAUUGUUUAAUAUUUACAACAUUUUCUUGUAAAUUUUUGUUUUCUUUAAGAUGAUCUUUAAAAGUAUAAUGGUUAUUGAAUGUUCAUUUUAAAAGGCCCUCAAUUUUUAUUUAAACAGUGUUAGCAAAAUUGUUAUUGUGGGGUUUUUGUUUGUACCAUAGAUAAGAUGUUGAUUUCAGGAAGUGACAGGAAAGCUACAGUAGUCCUGCUAAAUCGGUUUCCAAAAUUUGGAAAUGAUGGUUUAGGGUAUCAAAAUAAAGAAAGAAAGGUUAUUUUCGAAUUGUUGGGGGUUUUUUUUUCAAAAAAAUAUUGGUGCAAUUUUGUUUCAGUUGAUAUUGUGCUUGAUAGCUUGUGGUCAGUGGCCUGCUUAAAAGAAUUGCCUAGUGGUCACUCUGUCUUUGACCAUUUUUUCCCCACAAAAUAAGGUGCUGGCAAUUGCCAUUAAUACUGUUAUUAAAUAGUGAAGAAAGAAACAUUUGUGAAGACCACAGAUGAAUACUGUCGCAUGGUUCUUUGGUGAUGCAGUCUGUAGAAUGUUGCCUCUUUUAAUCAAAUGUGUAAAUAUGUGUCAUCUGUUUUCAGCCUCACUGUGCCGGUAUAAUCCAUUUACAUGUUAUCUUCAUUUCAUUUAAGGUCGUAGGAAAAUUGUUUACUCUAAUCUGAACUGUUAAUAAAAGUUGCCCUACUAGUUUUCUUUUUUCAGUCAUUCAUUUUCUUUAAAGAAUUCUCAGAUGAAAUCAUUAAAGGUGCAUAUUGACUACCCCUGGGUUAAAAUGUAGGUUACGGCAAAUCAUAGUUCUUUUACACAUAUAUCCGUGUUUGUUUUAUUUACAACUUGUAACAUACUUAUACAGUUAUAGGAUAUUAAACGAGCUUUCAUUUCAUAUCAUGUUUACAUGUAUGUUCCAAGUGAAAUAAAAUUCAGUUGUCGCGAGCUUUAGCGAGUGACAAUGAAAAUUAUUUCACAUGGGACAUAAACAUGAUACCAAAUAGUAGAGAGUUUAAUAUCCUAUUUAUUACCCAUAAUUAAUCUUAAUUUGUAUCACUCGACUUGUUUGGUUGGCGUUCCUGUACGGUUGUAGUGCGCCAAUUGAUGUCACCAAGUGUUACAUCCCACUUGGCGUAUCACUUUGGUACAUGUAUGUACAUAAAUAUUUUUAACCAUAUGGGUCAUAAUUCUUUCUAUCUUUUUCUGAUUACUCAUUUCUAAGAAAUGUUUUUCAGCAUUCAAAAUGUUCUGCUAUCAAUACGAAUCUGUAACUGGAUAUUCAAAUGUUUGUUAAUUCUGAUGAGAAUAUCUUUGUUAAUAAAUAAUGUUAAGAUUAUUAUAUAACAGAACAUGUUAAGUAGAUAAGUGGCUUGAAGAAUAUUGGAAAAGCUUAUUAUUACAGUAAUACUGUUAAUAUUACAACUGGCAUUGUGUGAAUGAGGCAUGUUGAUAGCUUUUCAAUUAAUAUUUUGGUGUUAGCAAGUUAAAACAGAAAGAAAUUUCAAAAUAUAACCCCAUACGUUACUAUUAAUAACUAACCUUAUUACUUGUAAAUCAUUACCAAAACUAAAAAUAUUAAUAAAAUUCUGAAAACACCUUUGCAUGUAGUUCAUUUACUUGUACCAAAACAAUAAACCACUAAAAGAUGAAUAAGUAGUUAGUUAACCACCUUCAUUUCAGACAUCAUUUGUCAUGGUGCUGCUGUUCAAUUAUAUCAAAUAUGUUUGUAUAAGGUCCAUCCUGGUCAAUAGUGUAUCUGUAUUUCAUUGCCUUGUAACCUUAUGUCCUCAUGUUCUUUUUCUUUAUUUUCCUUUGUUUUUCUGACUCAAACCUCUACAGUGCUUCCUGGAUUUACAUUUUGUGUGAAAAGUUUUCUGAUGGACUUGUCUAUGAUAAAUCAUUCUAAAAUCUGUAUCAAAAGAUAUCCAUGGGUUUUUAAUCUACAGUUCUUCCUGAAUUUACAUUUUGUGUGAAAAGAUUUCUGAUGGACUGACAUUUAGGUCUAUAAUAAAUAAUUCUAAAAUCUGUAUCAAAAGAUAUCACUGGGUUUUUAAUCUAUCCUGUUGUAUAAUAGCAUUGCUACUAACUGCUAACUGUGUACAAAGCCUGAACUUCACAACCAGGAGCCCUAUGUGAUUACAUUUUAUUCAUCUUUCAGAAAUGAUUCUUUAAUUAUCUUUUACAUUUUAUUUUGCUUACAUCAGUUAGUUUUACUUAACACUGAAUAUGGUUUAGCAUGUCAGUCCACAGUAAUCUUGUUUCACUCAUUAAGACUACAACAAUAAACGGGAAUUAGUUUCUUGUGUAUUGAAUCGUAUCACGCACAUGUAUAGACUAAGUAAUUUCGUUUCUGGGUCUGUCGCAACACAUAGUGAAAGAAAAGGAAUGUGUGUUUACCUGGAAACAUUGUUUUGGUCCAUUUUCCAUAUGUACAGUUUUUGACACAGUACAGGUGUAGUUCCCAAAACCCAGGCUGAUCAUAUGAAACCAAUGCUAGAAUCCAUUUUAGGAUGCAUCCAUUUUCUAAGUUCUGUGCUCACACAAGAAAAGUUAGAAGUUUGUUUUCGUUUAACGACACCACUAGAACACAUUGAUUUAUUAAUCAUCGGCUAUUGGAUGUCGAACAUUUGGUAAUUUUAAAGAGGAAAUCCACUAGUUUUUCAUUCACGGCAUCUUUUAUAUGCACCCUCCCACAGACAGAAUAGCACAUACCACAGCCUUUGAUGAUACCAGUCGUGGGUGCUGAUAAGAAAAACUGCUUCUGGAAAAUAGCCAUUGAAGUGUGAGGUGUAAUGCUACUACCGCAUAGAUUAUUUAUAUCUGUUAUUAUCAUCUAAUAUGUUCAGAUACAGGCACAUUAUAUACCAGAACAUGUUGCAAGGCAAACAUGGAGUGGUGGAUGGAAUGGGAUAUAACCUAAUUAAGGGGGAUCGAUCCAGUUACCUACUGCACUUGUACACCACUCUACCACACGCUCCAUCAACGUUUCUAGGUCUUAAUUUUUUUCUGAAUAAUAAGACAUUAAAUAACAAUGCUAAACUGAUAUAUGUAGAUAUAUGUUUUUUUAAAAUGAUGUUAGAGUCAGCACUAUGUGUUGGGCAGGUUCCUAAAAUUACUCUCUUUUUUUUAUUGUUUAGGUUCUGGUUUCUUUGAAUAUAAAUUAGUGGUUGUUCAAUGGUACUGUAUUGUUAUCAUCAUUAUCAACCAGUCAUCACAUUGUUUAUCACAUCUUGUAUGUCUUUUCAUGUAUAGUAAAAUGAGAGACUUGUU